GAUUUUGGUGGAUGAACUCUGUUAUUCUUAUUGUUUAUUCUACCUGAAUUAUCAGGUGGGUUUAAUUUGGUUUACUUAACUAUGAAUAAUGGCUAUUGGGAUGUGAAGCUUUGACAAUUGAAGCUUUCUGGGUUUCUUAAAAAAUGGUGGGGAAGAUCAUAUUUUCUUUUCUACUUAUCAAAAUUAAAUGACUAAAAGUAUGGUUUCAGCUUAGUUCUCUUUGUUACAUUAUUCUUUUGCUAAAUUAACCAAGUAUGUUUCCACUUAGAGAUGAUGAAUUUCAGAUUCAGCUUCAAUCCAUAGUCAACUUUUCAUAGCUUGAGAAACAAUUAUGAUCGUGCAGCAUGGUUGUUUGUAGUAUGCUUUUUUUAUCAGUAUUUGAGCAACAUGUGUGGAUAUGGUAUGUCCAUAUCAACAUAUAAUGUAUGAACAGUUUCACUUCUGUCCUUCUCAUCAAUGGACUCCUGAAUGAUAAGGAGUUCAGUUUCUUUGAUAAACUCUUUUUUGAACGUUUUGGUUGCUGAUUAAGAAGAUAGAUAAGUGAAUUGGUUGGGAUUGCAUGUAGUUUCUUGUUUACCAUGUGUGUGUGUCAUGAUAUCACAUUAGUUAACGUUCUGAUUGAAAUCUUCCUAGGUUCAAUAAUGCAAGUCUGCAGCCCUCCCCAUUAUUUGUAGACCUGUCUUAGAAACUCAGUUCAUAUGGUUUCAGCUUUAGAAAGAUUGCUUGUUGAAACAAAGUAGCUCUUUAGAUUGUGGUCAACAUCUUUGUUUUUUGAGAAUCGUGUUAGGUGUUGGACAUGGUACUUCAUAACAAUUGUUUGUUUACUACUAAGCAUGUCUUAUCUUUAGAUGGGAAGCAAGAAAUCUACCAAUACUGAAACUGAGGGAUCUGGAAAACCGAUGAACUUGCUGAAUGUAUCAACUAUUUUGUGCUGAACGAAGGGAAAAUGCUACCAAAUUGGAAGAAGCCCCAUUCUAGUUUGAUGCUAAUCUCUUUGGGGCUCACUCUAUUUGUCUUCUUUGAGAAAUCCAGAAGUAAAGAGGGUCUAAACAGUGUGAUAUAAGAACAAAUCAUGGAGCAAGUAUCAGAGAAAAGAUUUCCUUUGGAUCCAAAAGAGUAUAAGUUAUAUGAAGAAGUGGGUGAAGGUGUUAGUGCUAGUGUGUACAGAGCACUCUACGUACCACUUAAUGAGAUAGCUGCUAUCAAGGUUCUUGAUCUGGAAAAUGCAAUAAUGACCUGCCCUCAUUUGCAGGCUGGGAAUAUAUUGAUCAAUUCUAAUGGGGCAGUCAAGUUAGCUGACUUUGGUGUAUCUGCAUGCAUGUUUGAUUCUGGAGAUAGACAACGUUCCAGAAAUACUUUUGUUGGAACUCAUUGCUGGAUGGCAAUAGGAAACCUUCCUGAACAUACAGCAUAUUGAUUCUAAUAUAUUUGCUUAAAAGUUAUGGUGGCUUCAGUUUUGUCAACAUGAUUUCUAUGAAGGCACUGGAAAUCUGUAGCUGCAAUACAAGCCAAUGUCCAGGAUUCUUGCUUCAUAUGACUAAUUCGAUGGACGGCUAGUACCAAGAGGAUAUGCUCUAUAAAGUAGUUGCUAGAGUUUAUAUUGUUGGCUGAAUUUUCAUGUUAUUUAGACCACCUCCUAGUCUUACGAUACUCGUUUUCCUUUCUUACUAAGUUUAUGAGGUGAUGUUUAGAUUUUAGAUUUUCGUGUAUGACUCUCUGAUUGUAUUAUCUUGCAAUUGUGAGAUCUCAAAUUUUCAACUUAUCAAUGUAUCAAAGCUUUCACUUCUUCC
This is a messenger RNA of Rosa rugosa (rugosa rose), 1790 nucleotides long. RefSeq lists its product as uncharacterized. Gene Ontology annotation, biological process: protein phosphorylation. The coding region runs from base 1073 to 1417 and encodes 114 amino acids. The transcript has 4 exons. The record is from RefSeq and is a predicted model, not a curated record. Gene Ontology annotation, molecular function: protein serine/threonine kinase activator activity; ATP binding; protein kinase activity. NCBI's taxonomy places the organism in Eukaryota, Viridiplantae, Streptophyta, Magnoliopsida, Rosales, Rosaceae.